AUGUUUUCAUCAAAUAAUCGUUCUACACAACUGACUUGUGGGUUUAAGGUGAACACGAACUCCCCAGAGUGGCAUAAGAGCAUGACAAGGAUUCUAAAGAAGAUCAAAGGAGGGGAUUUUUUGUUAGACGUGGACCAAGGACUAGCAUACAUUUCGGGUGAAGGAGACCCACACAAACUAUUAAAACUAAUGGGUUCGAUAAAAGGCAAGGCAGCUGAAAUGACGUUUGUGAAAACCGGUGGACGACAGCAUCCACAUUAUCCUAAUCUUCUUCAUUACAACUCCAACUCCUAUUACGGCCAUCCACCAUCUUACAACAGUUAUUGGCCGAGUGAUAAUUGUUACUCUCGCCAGCAUCCGCCGUAUUAUUCUCAGUCACUAGCAAUGCAACCUUACCAUCAUCAAUAUCCAUAUCCAGGAUAUAGUAAUUACGGUUAUUAUUAGGAUUUUCAGCCGAGAUCGAGCAAAACCUGUGUUUUAGGGUUUAUUGCUUGUAUCCGACGAAACAUUUUAUUUUCAUUCGAUUUGAAUUUUCUCACUGCUAUAUUUUUGUAUUAGCAGAGGGGAAUCGAGGAAAUUUUCUCAGAUUUUGUCAUCUUUUUUUACGUGUUUUCGUAAAAAGCCGGUCCCUCUUCUGAACUUUUAAUUAAUGAGAACAGACUUGGAUUUGCA
This is a messenger RNA of Arabidopsis lyrata subsp. lyrata, 672 nucleotides long. RefSeq lists its product as uncharacterized. The coding region runs from base 1 to 444 and encodes 147 amino acids. The transcript is spliced from 3 exons. The record is from RefSeq and is a predicted model, not a curated record. NCBI's taxonomy places the organism in Eukaryota, Viridiplantae, Streptophyta, Magnoliopsida, Brassicales, Brassicaceae.